This is a messenger RNA of Dendrobium catenatum, 342 nucleotides long. Its product is annotated as aspartyl protease family protein At5g10770-like. The record is from RefSeq and is a predicted model, not a curated record. Lineage: Eukaryota; Viridiplantae; Streptophyta; Magnoliopsida; Asparagales; Orchidaceae. The coding region runs from base 1 to 342 and encodes 113 amino acids. Gene Ontology annotation, biological process: proteolysis. Gene Ontology annotation, molecular function: aspartic-type endopeptidase activity. The transcript has 2 exons.
AUGCCAUCCUUCUACUUCCUCAAUCUCACUGCCAUUUCAGUUGGGGGUGAAAUGCUCACCCUUCCACCUACAAUAUUCAGCGGACCUGAAACUAUGUUGGACUCUGGCACAGCAUUUAGCUACUUGCCACCCACAGCAUACUCCGCCCUUCGCAUGAUGACAAACUUACAUUCCACUGGGAGAAUUUUUCAUUUCAGUGAAUCUCAAGCAUGCUUACCCUUCGUUGAAAAUGAGGAUGAUAGUGAAGUUGUAAUAAUUGGUAAUAUGCAGCACCUCACUUUCAAUGUAGUCUAUGAUGUGGGGAACUCACAAAUUGGCUUUGGGCCUAAUGGUUGUAGCUAG